Aquila chrysaetos chrysaetos is the source of this 2726-nucleotide messenger RNA. RefSeq names its product lens fiber membrane intrinsic protein-like. The transcript has 4 exons. Bases 1812 to 2489 code for a protein of 225 amino acids. Gene Ontology annotation, cellular component: plasma membrane. The record is from RefSeq and is a predicted model, not a curated record. Lineage: Eukaryota; Metazoa; Chordata; Aves; Accipitriformes; Accipitridae.
UGCGCACCCGUGUGUGUGUGGUGGGGGUGUGCACAAGCGUGCCUGGCCCCGUGGGACAGCGUGUGCACAGGGGUUGUGCGUGCCCACCUGCCAGGGCACACGCGUGUGCAGCGCAUGUGUGUCCCCCAGCAUGUGCCACGCGGACAGUGGCACCAGGGGACAGCCCCGGCCGGCGCCUCCUUGGCCACCCCUGGGGACUGACCCCACCCUGGGGGGCUCCCCCCCAACUCACACCCCCAGUGUUCCCAAUGUCCCUUUCCUCUGUGUCCCCCAUGUCUCCCCGGCCCCCCUGACCCCCCGAUCCCAGUGUCCUCCCUGCCCGCAGGGUCCCCCGUGUUCCCAGCGUCCCGUCCCCAGCCCAGUGGCCGCAGGGUCCCCAGCCCACCUGGGACUGAUCCUGCUCAUGGUGAUGGCACCCGCUGUCCCCAGGGUACUGGAGGGGACACUGGGAUUGGGGGGGGGGGAUGUCAGGGGGAACGCCGGCUGUGUCCCUUGCCGUCCCCCCCCAUUGCCACCCCGGCAGGGACAAGCUUUUGCCGUGUCAGCACGCGGGUGACGGCAGCACCCAGAGCCUUCCCCGCAUUGUGUCCCCGACAAUGGCACAGCCACGUGUCCCCACGGCCUCGACACCCCCCCCUGCCGCCCAGGGCCCCUGUCCCCAUCCCAGAGGGACAGAGGGACAGAGGCACAGGCGGCCAUGGGGCACACGGCUGGCGGGUGCUGAAGGCAGGUGAGUGGCCGGGGGUGGGUGCCCGGGAGGGGUCUGUCCCCCAUUCCCCACCCUCCUCCCGGGGGUGCCACCCCUGGGUCCCCUGUGAUGUCCCCCGGAGAUGCUCCUGGUGUCCCCCAAGGUGCCACCCCCGAGUGCCCAAUGUCCCCAGAGGUGCCGCCCCCGGGUACCCCCAUAUCCUUAAGAUGCCACUCUGGCUUCCACUGACAGCCCCUGCAGGUGUCCCCGUGGGUGUCCCCUGUGUCCCCUGGAAAUGCACCCCCCCCGGGUACACCCCUCCCCUAGAGAUGUCCCUACAAUUGUCCCCUGUGUUCUCUGGAGGUGCCCCCCCCCCCCCCCCGCAUACCCCCAUGUCCCCCAGAGAUGUCCCCAUGAGUGCCUGUUGUGUCCCCUGGAGAUGCCACCCCCAGGUAUCCCCAUGUUCCCUGCAGAUGUUCCCACGAUUUUCCCCUGCGUCCCCUGGAGAUGUCCCCCCCCUCGGGUACACCCCCCCCAGAGAUGUCCCUACAAUUGUCCCCUGCAGAUGCCACCCCCAGGUACCCCCUUAUCCUUGAGAUGCCACCCUGGCUUCUACUGACAGCCCCUGCAGGUGUCCCCAUGGGUGUCCCCAGCAUCCCCUGAAGAUGCCCCCCCCCGGCUACCCCCCUGUCCCCUGCAGAUGUCCCCACAAUUGUCCCCAGUGUCCCCUGGAGAUGCCACCGCCAGGUACCCCCAUGUCCCCCAGAGAUGUCCCUGAGUGUCCCCUGUGUCCCCUGGAGAUGUCACCCCUCAGAGUACAUCCCCCCCCAGGAGAUGUCCCUACAAUUGUCCCCUGCGUCCCCUGGAGAUGGCCCCCCAUGUGCCCCAGAAAUAUCCCCAUGGGUGCCCCUUGUGUCCCCUGGAGAUGCCACGCCCGGGUACACCCCCCCCAAGAUGUCCCUACAAUUGUCCCCUGCAGAUGCCACGCCCAGGUACCCCCAUAUCCUUGAGAUGCCACCCUGGCUUCCACUGACAGCCCCUGCAGGUGUCCCCAUGGGUGUCCCCAGGGUCCCCUGAAGACGCCCCCCCCCCCCCCCCCCCGGGUACCCCCCGUCCCCUGCAGAUGUCCCCACAAUUGUCCCCUGCAUCCCCUGGAGAUGCCCCCUCCGGGUACCCCCUUGUCCCCCAGAGAUGUCCCCACGAUUGUCCCCCGUGUCCCCUGGUGCUGCCUCCACCCCCCCCCCCGGGGGUGGCAGCAGCCCCCACAGCCCCUCCCUGGCGCAGGGGGAUGCCGGCAGGCGGGGGGCUGCUCUGCGGGGCCAGCGGCCUGGCCCUGCUCCUGGCCGCCACCGCCACCCACUUCUGGCUGCAGCGCCGGGCGCCCGGUGGCACCGCCAGCCUCGGGCUGUGGCGAACCUGCCUCGGGGGGCACUGCCGCCCCCACCCCGGCACCCCGGCCUUAUGGGAGGCCACACGGGUGCUGAUGCUGCUCUCGGUGCUCACUGCCACUGCCGGCCUCGCUCUGGGGCUCUCCAUCGUGGCCAGUGCUGCCAGGCGGGCGCGUGCCCGCAUGGCCGGUGUCACCCUGCUCCUGGCUGGUCUGCUGGCACUGCUGGGGCUGGGGGUGUACACGGCUGGCACGCUGAGCCUCCUGGGGCCGGCCCGCACCGCCUGGCGCUUCUCCUGGUCCUACAUCCUGGGCUGGGUCGCCGUCGUCCUCAUUAGCUCAGCAGGGCUUUUCCACCUCUGUGCCGCUGCCAAGGACCCGUCUCCAGAGAGCUCUGAAGUGGUGGGUGCCUGAGGGCCCCCAGCCGCCUUGGGGGGGUCCCCGCUCCCGCCCUCGCCCUCCUCCCCACAGGAGUCGGCUGGGUGCACCCUGGGAUGCGGGUCACUGCUGUGCUGAGUUGUGUCCUGUCACUGCUGUGCUGAGUUGUGCCUGGUCACUGCAGGGCUGAGCUCCCCCUGCUCUCCCACCCCCUCCCCCCCCCCUCUGUUUUGCCCCCUCCCCCCCGACUCUUGCUGUGCCAAUAAACUGCCA